Messenger RNA from Exaiptasia diaphana, 2502 nucleotides. RefSeq names its product ubiquitin recognition factor in ER-associated degradation protein 1-like. Gene Ontology annotation, molecular function: polyubiquitin modification-dependent protein binding. The record is from RefSeq and is a predicted model, not a curated record. Gene Ontology annotation, cellular component: VCP-NPL4-UFD1 AAA ATPase complex. Lineage: Eukaryota; Metazoa; Cnidaria; Anthozoa; Actiniaria; Aiptasiidae. The transcript is spliced from 11 exons.
AAAGUUURUAUUUUUCUCAAGAUAGUGUAAAUUUCGACGCCGGGUUUUACUACUGAGAAAUCGUCUUGACUUCCGAAAUCUGAUUGAAAAGCAAAAGCGUAACUAAAAAAUAGCCAUGUUUGGUUUCAAUAUGUUCGAACCUAUACCAAGAACGUUCAAGACACAGUUUCGGUGUUAUUCAGUGGUGAUGUUCCCUGGGAACGAACGAGAAGACGUUGAACGUGGUGGCAAAAUUAUUAUGCCGCCUUCUGCCUUGGAUACUCUGACGCGGCUGAAUAUUGUUUACCCGAUGCUGUUCAAACUGACAAACAAGAAAAUAAACAGAUCAACACAUUGUGGUGUAUUAGAGUUUGUAGCAGAUGAAGGSAAGAUUUAUUUACCAUAUUGGAUGAUGAGAAACUUGUUAUUAGAGGAAGGUGCUCUUCUAGACAUUGAGAGCUCAUCUCUACCUGUGGCUUCAUUUGCAAAGUUUCAGCCCCAGUCAUGUGACUUUUUGGACAUCACCAACCCUAAGGCAGUUUUAGAAAAUGCAUUACGAUCCUUUGCAUGUUUGACUACUGGUGACAUCAUAGCUAUUAAGUAUAAUGAAAAGGUACAUAUUUAAAUCUGUACAUUUACAUGGCUUAUUAACACCUCUUAUAUUAAAUUACAGGUUGAGUUUGCAGCACCUCUUGGUUAUGUUGAACCAAACAGACAAGAAAAGACACAACAAAAAAUGGAAGAGGAGAAAGAUAUGCCCCACCCUGCCACACAAGUAACCAAAUUGGCUUUUACUGGAGAGGGAUUCCGAUUAGAUGGUAAAAAGAAAAAAAAUAAUGURUCUUCAGAACCUGUGCCAUUAGAACCUGUCGUCAUUAGAAGGGGCAUACCAAAUUAUGAGUUCAAGAAAGGAAAGAUAACAUUCAAAAGAAAUUUAAACAAAAUUAAUAAUACACAGAACAUUGAGAAGUCUGAAACAGAAUUUGAAGCAUUUGGCGGGGUUGGCAAGACCAUACGUCAAAAGCGGAAAAAGUAAAUGGUAGAAAAUGUAUUAGAUAUUAAGAAAAUGUUGGCAAUUAGUUUGUGCUGAAAUUAUAUAUUAUUUGAAAUGAACAGUAUUCCUAGUCUUCUUAACAAACAAAUGUUUCUCUUCUAAACAAAAAUUAAAAUUUAUUCUAAAAACUAGACUUCUMRUUGGUAGAACAUCAGUACAAACCCARGAAAUGCUAGGCAAACAUCAGUCUGUAUUUUUAUGAAUAACUCCACAYACCUUUGAGCYWUUAUUUUCUAUCUUGCAGCUUUAAUUGAAUUUACUAUAAAAAUGUACUUUCUGGGCUGGGUUGCUCAAAGCCUGAUUAGCAUUAAUCCAGGGUUAACUCCAUUUAGGUUUUCUAAGAGUCAACCCAGGAUUAGCACUAAUCAGGCUUUCAAUGACCUGGCCCUGUACAACAUAUCCAUUUUGAUGUUUGUAUUCUAAUGCAAAAAACUUUGUUUAUACACCCUUUUAAUAAGUCCCAUGGUAUUGUUUUCUCCGCACUUGACGUCAAAUUUAUUCUUUUGAAACUUUUACAAUACAAAAGGAAUUCAAAAGAAUAAAUUUGACGUCAAGUGCGGAGAACGUAAUACCUCGGGACUUAUUAAAAGGGUGUAUAUUCUAAUGCAAAAAAAAGUGUAGCAGACUGAUACAAACUUUGCAAAUUCCACUUUCAUGAAAAUGUCAUCUUAUUUUGUUGCUAUAGACGAGAGUGUAAUUCAUGUACUAGUCAAUAGCUUUGCAAUUGUUUCAUUUAAAUUAUAAUUUAUUUGUAUCAACAUUGUUCUCGAUUUUCAAAAAGUGUGGAUCUAACAUUGGAUCCCUGAACCUCAAACUACAUAAAAAAAGAAUGACAAAGUAACAAGACAGGUGAAAACUGAGAGAUCUCUACGUGCAACUAAGCAUUUUCUGCAACAUUUCACUCCUAACAACUACAGUGAGAAACACUAAAACCAUGAUAAACUAUAAUUAAAUAGUGCUAAAUAGUAUUGAAUUACGUGAAUUUGUUUCUAUUCUUUUGUUCAAUUCAAUAUUAUAUUCUGCUAUUUAGAACUUUUUAUUUUGCACUUUUUCAUGCUUUUAGUGUGUUGUACUUUAAAAUGAAAUGCACUCAGAAAAAACUCUACCAAACUAUUUUUAAAAAUUCCCUACGCUUUUGCAGCCAGCCCUUUUGUUAGGCUUCCUUCCUUAUCACAAAAAGGUAGGAUGUCAGAAAAGUAUGAAACAACUACUCAUCUACUCAUUACCUAGUUGAUAACUAAAUUUUAAUUUUAAUAGGCACUUAAUCGACUAUUCUUAACACUCAAGUACAGGUGGGAAUAGCCUCGUUCCUAGGAUGGAAAACAAUAGAAUAAACAAUGAAUUUACAAAUAGAUUUGGGGCUAUUCUUGUACUAGAAUUUUAAGAAUAGUUGAUAGUUAAGCCUUGCUUCACACUUUCUUGACAUGCACUCUACUGUUGAGCAUAAAUAAUAAAUUUUUGUAAUAAUU